Molecule: messenger RNA, 621 nt
Organism: Penicillium canariense
Lineage: Eukaryota; Fungi; Ascomycota; Eurotiomycetes; Eurotiales; Aspergillaceae
Product: DUF5321 domain-containing protein
Exons: 2
Coding region: 1-621 (206 amino acids)
Source: RefSeq, a predicted model, not a curated record
AUGGCUAUGCCACUCCGAUUAAGGCCCGCCGGCCUCACACGCAAAUUCCUCUCCCGACCGUCUACCUCUACAGCCGCCAGUCGGUGCUGCGCGCCUACCUCCCGGUCUUACGCUACCUCCGAGCGACUCCCGAAGAUUGCAGAUAGCUCAGUAUGGACGGCGAUGGUGCCGCGGUUCAUUCGGACUCGCAGGUCGCGCAAGACAGGCGAAACGAAAGAAUGGAAUCCGGCAACUUUCUACAUCGUCAUGUUCACCCUGAUCGGCUCGCAGGCGAUCCGGUUGCUUACACUGAAGAACGGUUAUGCUUCAUACAGCCGGUCUGCAGAUGCGAAGAUCGAGCUGUUGAAGGAGGUCAUUGAGCGCGUUCAGAAAGGGGAAAAGGUUGAUGUAGAGAAGAUUUUGGGAACUGGGGAUGAGGCGCAGGAGCUGGAGUGGGAAGAUGUUCUACGACAGAUCGAGCAAGAGGAUGCACAGUGGCACUCUAAGCAAAAAGCUGAGAAAGAAUCAAAGCAGUCUGCGCGGGAGCCGGAAAAGAAGGAGUCGGCUGUUCCUGACACGGCGGGUGCAGACGGCGACGGUAAGAAAAAGACGCAGCCGACACGGAAGAUGAAUUUCUUCUGA